UUUAUGCAAAUCUUAUUUAUAAAUUAGUGAAAUUAAUUGCCAAUAAUUACAUAUUUUCUGCUAUUUUCUAGCUGGGUCAGGUUGACUCAUCAAGCUCUGAACCCAGUUUUAACAUCUUGUAUUUAUGUUGUUGGAGAAAUCACUUUGUCAAAAUGCAUUAAUCAAUGAGAGCAGGGGAAGGAACAGAUUUGCGGGGAGUUACAGUUGUAAACUUGUAAUGUUAACCAAUGGUUCCUUAAACAUAGAGAAAUUCUUGAUCUAGGCAAUGUUACCAAAUGGUUCCUUAAACAUAGAAAUGUGACUGUAUAAUGGGUCUGCUUGUAAAGACAUUUAUCAAAGAGUGAUUUUAUCUGUUUUGCCAAAAAACUGAUCAUAAAUCAAUCUUACUGUUCCUUGUUCUUGGCAUCUUAUCAGUUGUCAAAAUUGACUGACAUGUUGAUGGAGAACUAUGACUUGGUUUCUUUGACUCUAAGGAAAUACUUCUUUGUUUUCAAGUUUGUUCUCCAAUAUAUUUCAUGUAUUUAUUGAGCUGACAUCAUAUUGUGCUCUACAGAUAGCUCUUUGUUUGGUUGUGGACUUGGCAUUGGAAUCAUGUACAUGAUGUCAGCCGAAAAAGCUGAGAUCAGUAAGCUAAGCAAUGCCAUGGAUGAGAUUGCAAAAACUGUUAAAGAAUUAAGAACUGAACUGUAUAAAAGAAGGUCAGCCAAAGUUGCUGCUAUCUCAAAAGAUUUAAGCAGUAAUAAUGAACUAGAGUUUUAUAGAGCAGGUACAGGGCACAAUAAUGACCCCAAAGUUAUCAAAGUUUCUGGGAUCCCAAUGAUUGAUGAUGUUGAAUGCCCAAGUAGUGGUCUUAUAGAAGAGCCAGAGCCACAGCUGCUGGAAAUGGAUCAACUGGAAGCAGAGCUUGCAUCUGAACUACAAAAACUUCCAUGGUCCUAUCCUGAAGCUUCUGGUCAUGAAGGAGUUGAACCAAAUAUGGAUAAGAAUGAGACUUUUUCUGGUGGGCUUCACAAACUGGAGGGUCAGAGCAAUAUUUCCUUCCAAUGCCAUGGAGUAUUGCCAUCUGAACUAGAUCAGAAAUUGUCCCAUUUGCACAUCGAACAGCUGGAAAAUCAAAUUGAGGAGCUAGAAUCUAAAUUGCAUUCUGCCCAGUCCAAACUCAAUGAGAAGGAAGCUGAACUGGACUGCGUAAAACUCCUGACUGAAAUCUUCCCAUCAACUGUAUCAGGCAAGUUUUUUCUGCCUCCAUCCACUAAAGGUUGUAUGUUUAUGAGUUAUAAUAUUCUUGGAAGAAAGGAACAACUCAACUAUUGGUGUUUGCAUGAGUUGGGGUUACCAUACGCUAACAAAAAGCCUUGUCAUGUGGAAUGUCUCUCUCUAAACCUGAGUAUUGUUUUACAGAUGAUGAAGCUGUGACAUUUGCUGAGCAAGAGUAUGUGAUAACAAAUGCAGGGAUUACCUACUGCAAAUCAAAGUUUCAGUUGAAGAAAUGUGAUUAUCAGAAGGCAAGAGACUAUUUAAUAAAAACUUAAGCAAAAGCAAAGUCCUAGAUGAAGGUAUAAUAACACAUUUUUUCUUUGAAUAAU
Molecule: messenger RNA, 1586 nt
Organism: Manihot esculenta (cassava)
Lineage: Eukaryota; Viridiplantae; Streptophyta; Magnoliopsida; Malpighiales; Euphorbiaceae
Exons: 2
Coding region: 592-1416 (274 amino acids)
Biological process (GO): asymmetric cell division
Source: RefSeq, a predicted model, not a curated record